GGAAGGGGGCAGGGUUGGCGCUUUUCCUUUGCCUGUUUGACCAUCACAAUUUGCUGAAUCACACAAACUCUACCGCAUCGUCAAAACUUUGAAGACAGAUCGCAGUGGAUUUCAGUCCGUGGAUACACAGCGCGACAUUUCCCCGCCGUCAGCUAAAGAAGGUGUCCCCUUCCGCACUACUCUUCAUGGCGAAAAGACCGUUCUUUUUCACUUCUGCCUUCUGUCACCUACGGGACCACCGCUCGCGAGCCACACGCUUUUAAAAGUUUGCCUUUCGUGUGAAUGUACAGGACUCAUCUGAGAAAUGAAGCUCAGCAGACAGUUCACAGUUUUUGGCAGUGCCAUAUUCUGUGUUGUGGUAUUUUCCUUGUACCUGAUGUUGGAUCACAUAGAUCAUAGCAAAAACCCAAAUGGAGAGAGAAUUCAAAAUGGUCAGCUUGGUAUUCUGCAGGACAAAAUAGACCACUUAGAAAGACUACUUGCAGAGAACAAUGAGAUCAUUGGCAACAUCAGGGACUCCGUAAUUAACCUGAGGGAAACUGUGAAAGAUGGGAAAAUGUUUCCUGAAGGGAACAUGAGUCAGGGGGACUUGGAAUUGCUGCCCCCUGCUCCUGCGCUGCUCCCCAUCCACUCAGAGGACUGCCAGUUUGCAGCACGGACCUACUCCAAGGCAGCGGAUGGAGUACAGGUACAAAAAAAAAAGAAAAGAUUAGGUUAAGAUUAGGUGGACCAAUUGAUUG
Molecule: messenger RNA, 740 nt
Organism: Sinocyclocheilus rhinocerous
Lineage: Eukaryota; Metazoa; Chordata; Actinopteri; Cypriniformes; Cyprinidae
Product: alpha-mannosidase 2-like
Exons: 2
Coding region: 305-718 (137 amino acids)
Source: RefSeq, a predicted model, not a curated record